CAGAGCUCAAACUAGUUUCAGUUCUACAGAAUUGAAACUCAGACAGUCGUUGACAGUGAGAGGUGACAUGGCGCAGAAAGGAGUUCAGCUGGACCAGGAAUCCAUCUCUUGUUCAAUCUGUCUGGAUCUACUGAAGGAUCCGGUGACUAUUCCCUGUGGACACAGCUACUGCAUCAACUGUAUUAAAAGCUUCUGGAAAGAAGAGGAUCAGAAGAAAAUCCACAGCUGUCCUCAGUGUAGGAAGACCUUCGAACAGAGACCUGUCCUGGUGAAAAACACCAUGUUAGCAGAUUUAGUGGAGAAGCUGAAGAAGACUGGACUCCAAGCUGCUCCUGCUGAUCACUGCUAUGCUGGACCUGAAGAUGUGGCCUGUGAUGUCUGCACUGGGAGAAAACUGAAAGCCUUCAAGUCUUGUCUGGUUUGUCUGGCCUCUUACUGUGAGAAACACCUGCAGCCUCAUUUUGAUUCACCUACAUUUAAAAAACACAAGCUGAUGGAGCCCUCCAAGAAGCUCCAGGAGAACAUCUGCUCUUGUCAUGAUGAGGUGAUGAAGAUGUUCUGCCGCACUGAUCAGCAGUGCAUCUGUUAUCUCUGCUCUGUGGAUGAACAUAAAGGCCACGACACAGUCUCAGCUGCAGCAGAAAGGACUGAGAGGCAGAGAGAGCUCCAGCUGAGGCGACAACAAAUCCAGCAGAGAAUCCAGGACAGAGACAAAGAUGUGAAGGUGCUUCAACAGGAGGUGGAGGCUAUCAAUGGCUCUGCUGAUAAAGCAGUGGAGGACAGUGAGAAGAUCUUCACUGAGCUGAUCCGUCUCAUGGAGAAAAGAAGCUCUGAUGUGAAGCAGCAGAUCAGAUCCCAGCAGAAAACUGAAGUGAGUCGAGUCAAAGAGCUUCAGGAGAAGCUGGAGCAGGAGAUCACUGAGCUGAAGAGGAAAGACGCUGAGCUGAAGCAGCUCUCACACACAGAGGAUCACAACCAGUUUCUACACAACUACCCCUCACUGUCACGACUCAGUGAAUCUACAGACUCAUCCAGCAUCAAUAUCCGUCCUCUGAGCUACUUUGAGGACGUGACAGCAGCUGUGUCACAGCUCAGAGAUAAACUACAGGACAUUCUGAGAGACACAUGGACAAACAUCUCACUGACAGUGACUGAAGUGGAUGUUUUACUGUCACAACCAGAGCCCAGGACCAGAGCUGGAUUCUUAAAAUAUUCACAGGAAAUCACACUGGAUCCAAACACAGCACACACAAAUCUGUUAUUAUCUGAGGGAAACAGAAAAGCAACAUUAAUGAGACAAUGUCAGUCUUAUUCUAGUCAUGCAGAUAGAUUCACUACAUGGCAUCAGGUCCUGAAUAGAGAGAGUCUGACUGGACGUUGUUACUGGGAGGUGGAGUGGAGAGGAGGAGUUUUAGUAGCAGUUGCAUACAAGAAUAUCAGCAGAGCAGGGAGAUUGGAUGAAUGUUUAUUUGGACACAAUGACAAAUCUUGGGCAUUAAAUUGCAACCAAAAUGGUUACACAUUCUUCUACAACAAAAACAAAAUCAACACUCCAGUCUCAGGUCCUCGGUCCUUCAGAGUAGGAGUGUACCUGGAUCACAGAGCAGGUGUUCUGUCCUUCUACAGCGUCUCUGAAACCAUGACUCUCCUCCACAGAGUCCAGACCACAUUCACUCAGCCUCUCUAUGCUGGAGUUUGGGUUUCCUCUUAUGGAGACACAGCUGAGUUGUGUAAACUCAAAUAGACAAAGGUCAUUUAAGUUGCAUUCGGUUUAAAAAGUGAACUUUUGUUCAUCAGUUUAUUUUGUCUCCAUCAUUGUUGCUAAAAGCUCAUAGCUCUUGUGUCUGCACUGCAAUCUAUAAUUACAUGUUUAUAUUUAUGUGUUUGUCAGAUCAAAUGUUGUUGUUGUUCAAAUCAACUUACAGAUAAGGUCUAUGAGGUUUUAUAAAACUGUAAUUAUCAUGAUAAUAAUCAAUGAGGAGAUGAUUCAUUAUUUUAUUUUCCAUAUCUGAGAUUCAGGUGAAACAAACUGAUUGUGUGGAUGAAGUGAAUCUGUUCAUGAAAUCACUGAACAAGAGUCAUUUAACAGACUUUACUGAUUCAGUGUGUGAACAAACUGAAGCUUCACAUCAUGAAUAAAACAGUUUUUCCUAAAGAAU
Seriola dumerili (greater amberjack) is the source of this 2159-nucleotide messenger RNA. RefSeq names its product tripartite motif-containing protein 16-like. The transcript is spliced from 2 exons. NCBI's taxonomy places the organism in Eukaryota, Metazoa, Chordata, Actinopteri, Carangiformes, Carangidae. The record is from RefSeq and is a predicted model, not a curated record. Gene Ontology annotation, molecular function: protein binding; zinc ion binding. Bases 68 to 1744 code for a protein of 558 amino acids.